AUGGGCUGGGGCGGCACGGCUGAGGGCGGCUUGCGGAGGCGGAUGCCGCUGCGGCGCGCCGGCGGUGGGGCGGCCGCAACGGGGGCCCACGGGCCGGGCCACGGCAGGGCCAUGCGCUACUACCGCCUCUGGAUCUACACCUGCAACACGGCGCUGCUGGCGGGCGCCUUGGCCUUCACCGGCGCCGCUGCCAAAACCCUCUUAUUUGAUUUUAGAAGGAGCUUGGUGCCAUCGUUGACUCUUUAUCAGCCUUCAUUUCUAUACGCUUAUCUAGCGCUAGCCACACAAGGGGGCGCUUUACAACUAUUAGGGUGUCUUGCUGCCUUAAAACUAUCGGAAAGACUACUCAAUGCCUAUUGGUUAUUGCUACUAGUUUUGGUAUUUGGAGAUGUUGUUAUAGGGGCAUUUUGGGCAUAUAGAUUUGAAAGGAUUUGUCAGGAGCUUCGGCCAGCUCUUAGGAUACGAUUCCAACAGGAAUACGGCGGCGGCAGUUCAUUGACAAGCCUGUGGGACAGGUUGCAGUCCGAAGACCAUUGCUGCGGUGUGACAGGGCCCGAAGAAUUCGAUAAUACGACGGGAACAGUUAGGUGGGAAAUGCCGACAAGUUGUUGCUUAGAACCGUCUGUAUCCGGCAAUGCAUCAGUAAGAUGUAUAAAAGCACACACAGCAGGCUGUGACGAACGUCUUCUGGCCUAUUUGAGGUCAACUGCCUCAUUAUUGGCCAUCCUAGGUUAUUGUGUAUUGGCCUUCCUUAAAUUGUGCUUCCUAGGCAUUUUACGGUAUGAAAUAAGAGAAAUGAUACAGAAGAUAAGAAUAUUAAGAGCCGAAUUAGAGCUGCCCAAUGCCAACGGGGCCGUACCAGGAACUUUGAGGGCAGAGGGUGCAGAAAGCGAGCGAGAAUCCCUACUGGUACGGCCCGAAAGCGCCGCCCUGCUUUCAUCACCACCCACGCAGCCUAAGAACCCUAAUGGCAACAACAAUUACGAAAUGCGGGAAUAUCAUCGCAGUCACGAUAACAUAUGACUAAAGUAUCGCCUGGAGGGCUUGUUCGCCCGUGGCCGAUGGGGCCGCGUCAAGAAGGGCCCCCUGGCGACGCCACUCGAGGACAUCUUCAAGCGCAAGCCGCGCGGCCGCGUCAAGGACGACACCUGCUGAGAGCUGCUCCCGCCCCCCGUACCCUCUUACGCGCCAGAAACACUAGUAUAGCGCCACGCCGACGCGCCGUCGUCCAGCCUCUGGCGCGCAGCGGCGCCGCGCAGCCUCGUAAGAGUUCGAGCGCGAUCGGAAGGGUGCGUCACGCCCCUUUAGAGACGUUCUCGCUGUUCUGGACGCUGUCGCCCUCAGUUUAUCGCCUUAAUUUUCGUGACAUCUUCCGAGAAAACAGCUGUGUUAGAUUGAUAUGGUUGAUUUUUUUAAAGACACCAACGAAUUGUUAUGUAGACGAUAUAGUUGUUCGAAAAAGGUAGACGGACUUUAUAGUAACUGUUAAUUAUAUACCGAUAAAUGGAUGACAGGCGACGUACUUCGAGUUUAGAUAUUAAAAAAUAAAUUCAGUGGCUCUUUAAACACAAAUUUUCCGAACAAAAAAUGAUUAAUGUUACCCGUCAUCGGAAACUAAAGAAAAGCAAAUAUA
Molecule: messenger RNA, 1633 nt
Organism: Sitophilus oryzae (rice weevil)
Lineage: Eukaryota; Metazoa; Arthropoda; Insecta; Coleoptera; Curculionidae
Product: CD63 antigen-like
Exons: 6
Coding region: 1-1023 (340 amino acids)
Cellular component (GO): membrane
Source: RefSeq, a predicted model, not a curated record